Electrophorus electricus (electric eel) is the source of this 2257-nucleotide messenger RNA. The record is from RefSeq and is a predicted model, not a curated record. NCBI's taxonomy places the organism in Eukaryota, Metazoa, Chordata, Actinopteri, Gymnotiformes, Gymnotidae.
AAAUAACGUCUUCUGUUGGGUGAAUAGUCACUAUCGGAAUUGACUGAAAUCAAGAGGAACUAAAUAAAGCGAGGAGUCCAAUGCGUGCUAUAGAGUCUCUGCUACCUGUGCGAUAGAGAGGGAAUGGCAGUGAAUGUGUACUCCACAUCUGUAACCAACGAGAACCUAAGCCGACAUGACAUGUUGGCGUGGGUUAAUGAUUCUCUACAGCUCAGCUACACCAAAAUAGAACAGUUAUGUUCAGGUGCAGCAUAUUGUCAGUUUAUGGACAUGUUAUUUCCGGGAUGUAUUUUUCUAAAGAAGGUGAAAUUCCAAGCAAAGCUGGAACAUGAGUAUAUACAUAAUUUCAAAGUCCUUCAAGCAGCCUUCAAGAGGAUGAGCGUUGAUAAAAUAAUUCCAGUGGAAAAGCUUGUCAAGGGAAAGUUCCAGGACAACUUUGAAUUCGUCCAGUGGUUUAAAAAAUUAUUUGAUGCUAACUACGAUGGCAAAGAGUAUGAUCCUCUUCAAGCUAGACAGGGCCAAGAUAUUGCUCCUCCCCCAAAUCCAGGUGAACACUUUUCCCACAAACCCAAGAGAACUGUUCCAGGGCCCCAGAGAACAUCACCAACAGUACCAAAAAACAUGCCCACACCACAGAGAGUGACGACCACCACCAUUAGGAAGAACCCCAGUCUGGCUCGAAAUGGGGGCGGAGAUGCCGAAGUCAUGGAGCUAAAUCAACAGUUAAUGGAACUGAAAUUGACUGUAGAUGGUUUGGAGAAGGAAAGAGACUUCUACUUCAGCAAACUCCGAGACAUUGAGUUGAUCUGCCAGGAACACGAGAAUGAGAACAACCCUGUCCUUACCAGGAUAGUGGACAUCCUCUACGCCACAGAGGAAGGGUUUGCACCACCAGAGGAUGAUGAGCUGGACGAACAGGCCCACUUGGACCAGGAAGAGUACUGAGUGAUCCUUUUCCAUCUGCCCUCUCUUUCCUCCAUGACCCUAUUCUCCUACCCCUCCCUUCCUCACCUCCACUCCACGUUGAACUCCUCCCCUCAUUGCACGCUGUUGAUAUCUCCACCAUUACCUUUGUAUCUAUGGAUGCCCCAUAAGUACUAUGUAUCUGUUUGUCCCCUCCUGUUACGGUUCACGCACCACAUCUCAAGAGGCUCAUUACCCCCACCCCCACAGAAUAGCAGCGAAAGUAAUAUAUCCUAUCCUCCUUAGCAUGUUUCACAUUACGACUUGGAGAAUGAACAUAAGACAUCGGGGACUGAGGGUAGCACAAUGGAGUUAAAGCAGAAGUAGUCAUGAAGAAGAAAAAAAAGAAAGGAUGUUGCAUGAAACGCAGUUUUUUUGCCUUAGAUCUCCUGCGCCUUUUGUCUAGGCCCUGUACUGGCUCUGUUCAGGAUAUAGAGUAGGCUGUUGGUUUUUGUAUUCUUUUGCGUGGGUCCCUUUCUUCGGCCUCAGUCUCUCUCUUACUGCUUUCAAGCGCAGUAACUGAGGCAAAGACAGGGAAUUAUUAAACUGAAAGUUUUUCCAGAAAUUAUUUAGUGUUCCUCAAACUUUUAUAUCUACAAAAAGGUCAUUCUGCAAUUACAGCAAGGAGUACUGCAUAUUUGUCAAUAGAUGAAAAGUAAGUGACAUAUAAAAAUGAAGGGGAAAAAAGAAAAUAAUCUUAAAGAACUGCACAAAGUUCUUUUACCGGCUAGUUGGUUACUGCGUAUCCCUCGGGAGCAUGUGAAUGGCAUGCAUAAACAGUGAAUGAGUGCUACAUUUGUAUUUUUUUAUGGAGGUUUGGUUUAGUUUGAUUGCAGGUCAUGAUUCAGUACUGCUCACUUAGAUUGAGAUAGUGAAAUCUACUUUUGCGAUGAAAAGUGGUAUUUGAUACUUAUGAAUCAGACUAGUAGACACACUACUGAUGAAACGCUAUUUAACUGAGGUUUUGCUGCUACUUUUACUGCCUUUCUAGGUUUCAUUUUGAUAUUUAUUUAACUCUGCUAUUGACUAGCAUGGGCUGGGUUUUGUUGUUCUAAUUCCACAUUAAGUGAGGCGAUGUAAAAAAGGCCCAGGUGUGAAGGAAAGGAAAUCUGGCUGGCUGGCUGGCAGAAGCAUUGUGCUGCCUUUGCAGUCUGUGUCUAAAACCAUUUGCAUAGAGACUCCUUUCACUCUCAUACUUGUUUUGUCUCAUUAAAAAAAAAACAUGGCCAUAAUAGUGUUUGCAUAAAUUGUUUUGCGUUUUAUUGAGUAAAUAAAGAGUUGUUAAAAUAUCCAA